UUGAUCAAUUUCUACUUGGCAAAUAGUAGUUUUGAAGGCCCAAUUAUAAGUUCACUUGGCAACUCGCUGAGCCUGGAGUCGUUAGAUUUAUCAUUUAUCUGAAAACCAAUUGUCUGGAGUUAUUCCAAAGUCUCUUGAAGCACUCUCAUCUCUCCAAUAUUUAAAUUUUUCUUUUAACAGACUCCAGGGAGAAAUUCCAACAGGCGGGCCUUUCAAAACUUCUCUGGUGAAUCAUUUCUUUCUAACCAUGGACUUUGUGGGUGCAUCCCAAUUUCAAGUUUCAGCAUGUAAAAGGAAAACUGGUAUAUCUAUCUUCAAGUAUGUUAUUCCGGUGAUCUUGUCAGCACUGCUUCUAGUGACCUCCAUUUGGAUAUUGAUCUGACAGAAAAAGAAAAAGGUGAAAGCUGCAACAGAGACUACCUUCUUGCCCCAACUUCUAUGGAGAAGAGAUUCAUACCAAGAACUUCUAAGUGCGACAAAUGGAUUCACCGAAAGCAGCUUACUUGGAGAUGGGGGUUUUGGUUCAGUCACUGUCAGACGGUAUGGAGGUUGCCAUAAAGGUUUUUAAUUUACAGUUAGAAGGGGCAUUCGAUCGUAAGUUUUGAUACUGAAUGUGAAAUGUUAAGCAAUAUUCGUCACCGAAAUCUCAUCAAAGUCAUCAGUUGUUACAGCCAGAUUGAUUUCAAAGCUCUCGUAUUGAACUACAUGCCUAACGGGAGUCUUGACAAAUGGUUGUAUUUUCAGAACUUUUCCUUGAACAUCCUACAAAGGCUGAAUAUAUUGAUGAUGUUGCAUCGGCAUUGGAGUACCUUCAUCAUGGUUAUGAAACACCUAUUGUCCAUUGUGAUUUGAAGCCCAGCAACAUAUUACUAGAUAAUGAUAUGGGUGCACAUGUUGCUGAUUUUGGCAUUGCAAAACUCCUGGGUGGAGGAGAUUCUGUGACUCGAACCAUGACCCUUGCCACAAUCGGUUAUAUGGCUCCAGAGUAUGGAAUGGAAGGAAUGGUCACCAGAAGAGGGGAUGUGUACAGUUUUGGUAUUGUAGUGAUGGAGACAUUCACAAGAACGAAGCCAAUCGAUGAGAUCUUCGCUGGGGUCCCUGGGGAAAUGAGUUUAAAGCUAUGGGUUGCAAAUUCAUUAGAUGCAGGUGCGGUAGUCAAAGUUGUGGAUGCUACUUUACUUGGAAUGGAGGAGGAUCAUGAUUUAGUGAGCAAGAGGGAAUGCUUAUCAUCUGUUAUGAGAUUAGCUGUUGCUUGUUCAGCAGAAUCACCAGAAGAAAGAGUAAAUAUGUAAGAGGCUCUCGCCACGCUUAAGAAAAUCAAGAUCAAGUUUAUGAAGGACGUUGGAGGAGGUGUUGAACAGCCCUCUUCUUCAAGGAUCCGAAUCUUCUAAAAUCGUAGGGUUGUAAAAUUAUGUAAAUUCAUAAAAUCAUGA
Messenger RNA from Rosa chinensis, 1433 nucleotides. Its product is annotated as putative receptor-like protein kinase At3g47110. Gene Ontology annotation, molecular function: ATP binding; protein kinase activity. The record is from RefSeq and is a predicted model, not a curated record. Gene Ontology annotation, biological process: protein phosphorylation. The transcript is spliced from 2 exons. Bases 729 to 1292 code for a protein of 187 amino acids. NCBI's taxonomy places the organism in Eukaryota, Viridiplantae, Streptophyta, Magnoliopsida, Rosales, Rosaceae.